AUGAAUAUAUCAUUAGUAUUAUUAGUCGCGUAUAUCGCUGUCUGUAAUGGACUGCCAUUUGCCGAUCAAUUGGCCGCCAAUGAUGUGGACAAUAGCCAUAAAUGGGUCGUAUUGUGCGCCGGGAGUAAUGGAUGGGAAAAUUAUGCCGAUCAGGCAUUAGUAUACCGGGCAUAUCAUACGUUCCGCUCGUAUGGCAUACCUGAGAGCAAUAUAAUUGUCAUGCAUUACGACGAUAUCGCACAUCACACCAAAAACCCUAAUCCAGGGGUUGUCAUAAACGAAAUUGGGGGUAAAAAUCUGUACCAUGAUAUUCCCAAAGAUUAUAUCGGCACCGAAGUUAACCCUACGAACUUUUUGGGAGCAAUUAGUGGUGACCCAGAGUUAGUGAAGAGAGGCAAGAAAGUGGUUAAAAGCGGGCCAAACGAUCACGUGUUUGUGUAUUUUGGCGAUCAUGGUGCACCUGGCUCUAUGUUCAAUAAAGUACUACCUGAUAACAUAAAUGUGUACGCGGUCACAUCAUCCCUGCCAGAUGAAACUAGCAACUUUUUUACGUACGAUGCCAAACUGAAAACAUAUAUAAGUACGGCUUAUGGCAUACCUGAUAGCAAUUUAAUUGUCAUGCAUUACGACGAUAUCGCUAACAACUCUGAAAACACUACGCCACGUAUUGUAGUCAACGAUAUCGGCGGUCCCGAUGUCUAUAAGGGUGUCACCAAAGACUAUACCGGCAAAGAUACCUUUUUGAAAGUACUUCAAGGUGAUGCUGAAUUAGCUGCUGCUGGCAAAAAAGUAGUCAAGAGUGGACCGAAUGAUCACGUGUUUGUCUAUUUUGGUGACCAUGGAUCAACAGAUCUGGUUGCUUUCCCCUCAUCCUACUUAUACGCUAAGGACUUAAACGCAGUUUUGGUCAAAUUGAACGAGGAGAAAAAGUUUGCCCAGCUCACAAUCUACUUGGACACAUGCGAUUCAGGCUCAAUGUUCCGAAACCAUUUGCCCGCCAAUGUUAAUGUGUACGCAUCCACAUCGUCCGAUUACGACGAGCUCAGUUGGUUUUACAUCUACGAUGAUAAAUAUAAAACUUAUAUAAGCUCAUUCUUUGCCGACAACUGGCUGGACAAUGAGGCGCAGUCAGACAUAAACACCGAGACAUUACAACAACAAUACCAAUACCUCAAAGACCACCACACCGUCCAAAACCCGCACUCAAACACCACACAUGAAAUACACGCCCAACAGUACGGAGAUCUGAACGUGGCCAAGACCAAGGUGGCCGAGUUUUUGGGUCUUAAACCUAAAAACGCCAAUAGAUUUGUGCCACACUUGGGCUCAAACACCGAUGAGGUCAACAAAUACGAUGUGUCCAUAGAUUUACUGCAGAGACGUAUUGCCAGCGCUCAGGAUAUCAAUGAGAAAAAUAGUUUUAUUGUCGAGUUGGAGGGCUUAUACGCCGGCAGACAAUAUGUCGACAAACAUAUCAAUAAUUACGUGAAUAGAGUUGAUCCAGAUGCUAUACUAAAGGGCAAACACCCGCUUCAUCACAGAAAGUGUUACCGAAAAUUUGUCAACACUUUUAAUGAAAAGUGCUUUAAUUUGAACAAGAAUCCAUACGCUCUGAAGAAAAUGCAACUUUUUGUGAAUAUUUGCGAAACACUGCGCGAUAGGAAUGACGCGGAUAUCGCACUCAACCAAUUGAUAUCUUACUUGUUAGUGAACGGGGUCCCAUUCAUCUCGCAAAAUGACCCUGGUUCAAUUGGCAAAAAUUGGGUGGUGUUAUGCGCCGGGUCAGGCGAAUGGAUUAACUAUUUUGUCCAGGCCGACAUAUACCACGCGUACCAAUUGGUUCGAUCGCAGGGUAUUCCCGAUGAAAACAUAAUUGUUAUGCACAUCGAUGAUAUAGCUCACAAUCCGGCCAACCCUACGCCUAACAUUAUUGUUAACCAUGGUAAUGGCACCGAUGUUUACCACGGAGUGCCCAAACACUAUACUAGUGAUGAUGUCACAAUAAAGAACUUUUUGGGCGUUCUACAAGGUGAUCAAGAAUUAGUCAAGCAGGGUAAAAAAGUGGUCAAUAGUGGGCUCAACGAUCGUAAAUUACAUUCUGGUGCAAACUAUGCGAUUGACUCAGAAUUGCCAGAAUUGGCUGAUUUGGCAGACAAUAGGAAUGUGGUCAUACAUUUAGCUCAAAUGAAUAUCGCAUUGUCUGAGGAUAUCAAUGAAAAACAACGCAAAGAUUCUAAGAAUAUUGUCGAAGUAUUUUUCCAAAUACCGUCAGAACCCGAUAUGGUGUACGAGAUAUCACUGAAAAUGCCAUUUGAAGAGUACGUGGUGUUUGUGGGAUCACUACUCGGCCUAUGCCACAAAUGGGUCGUAUUGUGCGCCGGGAGUAACGGAUGGGAGAAUUAUGCCGAUCAGGCACUAGUAUACCGGGCAUAUCAUUUGUUCCGCUCGUAUGGCAUACCGGAGAGCAAUAUAAUUGUCAUGCAUUACGACGAUAUCGCACACAAUAGCAAAAACCCUAACUCAGGAGUUGUCAUAAACGAAAUCGGGGGUAAAAAUCUGUACCAUGAUAUUUCCAAAGAUUAUGUCGGCACCGAUGUUAACCCUACGAACUUUUUGGGAGCAAUAAGUGGUGACAUAGAGUUAACCAAAAGAGGCAAGAAAGUAGUUAAAAGUGGACCAAACGAUCACGUAUUUGUGUAUUUUGGCGAUCAUCGUUCACCUGGCUCAUUCUUUGCCGACAACUGGCUGGACAAUGAGGCGCAGUCUGACAUAAACACCGAGACAUUACAACAACAAUACCAAUACCUCAAAGACCACCACACCGUCCAAAACCCGCACUCAAACACCACACAUGAAAUACACGCUCAACAGUACGGCUAUGUGACCAUUACCAAAACCAAGGUGGCCGAGUUAUUGGGUGAGCUUGAUUGA
Molecule: messenger RNA, 2931 nt
Organism: Medioppia subpectinata
Lineage: Eukaryota; Metazoa; Arthropoda; Arachnida; Sarcoptiformes; Oppiidae
Source: the annotation of a GenBank genome assembly